AUUCCCAGCACCAUACCAUCGCUCGAGCCGCUCGAGAGCGAUGUGACUCCCGUUAUCACGCCAACACCUCCUGGCGAGGAUGCUUCGAAGCCACCUGUAAAUGUCUGGCACUCAACCGGUGAGAAUCGCCAGUCCGAUGGCCACUAUAAUGUAAAUACCGAGGAGUAUCCGGAUUUGGGAAAGCGUCUGAAGAGGGCCAAGCAAGCGACGCCGCCGCUGCCGAAUUUAGAGGACUUGGGUUCACGCUUUCGCGGUCGUCGCGAACCGCCGGUGCUGGCCAACUUUCUGCCAGAGGCAGUGCGUCCGCCAUCGCCAACGGCAUCGGUGGACAAGCAGCAGUCGGUGGCCAAAUGGCUGGGUUCAGUGCGCCCGGGCGACAAUCAAAAGAUCACUUUGCUGCGAAAAGAUUCUGCCCAGCGGGAUCAGCGAAAUCAGGAGGAGAACAAGGUGCUGCCUGGUCAGCAGAAUAAGCCAGGCCAGAGUGCAGACAAGGCUUCAGUUAGUCCCUCAAAGGAGCAGCAGAAAACUGCGGGUAAUCCUUUCAGGCAGCAGCAAAAGACUCAGGGAAAAUCAGCUGGUAAUACUGGAAAACCUCCUGGCAAACGCCUUCAGGAACAGCAGAUGACUCCAGUCAGUCCAGCGAAGCAAUCGAGGAAGUCUCCAGGCGAAAAGAGUCCUGUAAAGUCUUCGCAACAUCAGAGGAGUCCUGUCAAGCAGCAGGAGCAGCCGAAGCAACCAAAGAGUCCAGCAAAGACAGCUCAGAAGGAAAGCCAAUCCUCGAUGCCAGUUGAAAGGGUUCCUGUUCCUAAAGAGGAUAAUGAUGAGGACGUGGUGCCGCCGUCGCCAAACUGCCAGAGCGACAGGCGAUUUCCGCGACCCAACAACAGCAACCAGCGGCUGCAAUCCUCGCCGGAGGAGCGUCAGCUGGCCAAGCGCAGCCUGCUGAACUCGAAUGCCGAGGAGUUUCGUCCCCGGGAGCAGCGGGAGUCAGGCGGAGAAUCGAAUGAGCCACCAGAGCUUCUGGAGCAGCAGUCAGAUGCCCAAGUCUUUCGCCGCAAACCCAGAUUGAGCCGAAGACGGCGUCUCCAGCGAUAUCUGCGCUCCCUGAAUGCGGACGGAGCUGCUCUGCCCAGCCGGACAUCGAGUGUGGGACUGCUGCCGACGCCCGUGAUGCCAUCCAACUGCUACUACAGUGCCCCGCCUGUGGCUCCUCCACCGCCGCCGCCUCCACCGCCGCCUCCUCCGCCGCCUCCCGCAGUUCCAAUUUGCUCCAUCCAAGCGCAUAUGCCGCCUGAAACCAUCAAGGUGAACCCCGGCUGCAAUCCGCCGCCGCCGUUUAUCUACUACAAUCCGCAGUCGGGGAAUAUAUACAACCACCCGGCGCCAUCGCAAAUUCCCAUCGAGAUCCAGAGCAUCCAGGCCGCGCAGUCGGUUUUUCGGCUUGCCAGCCUCCCCUGCACUGGUGUGGGCACCCCCAGCACGGAUUUGUCUACCGACUGGUCUCCCAGCCAGCUCCUCCUCCCGUCCAGUAUUUCCGGCCCGAGCCAGUGCCAGUUGUCCCAUACGCUCAGUUCGCCAGCGUUGUUAGAGCAGCACAGCCAGGAGCAGUCAAGUUUUCGCCAGGACGAGGACCUGUUGUACAGCAGGCCGCUGUUGGAUUUGGACCGAGAGGAUACCCUGUCGGAGGAGCAGGAAUCGGAAUCGCAGGAUUCCCAGGAGUCGCAGGAGCAUUCGCUCGUCGACGCGCCAGACGCCGCUAUCGUCGUUGAUGAGCCGACAGAGCGUCACAAGUUAUUCCGGGCGCCCAAUCAGGAGCAUCCCAAGCCCGAUUUGAACUGCGUGCCGCUGAGCAUCAAGAAGCUGCAUCAUCUGAUCUCGUCGCAGUACUCGGACUACUCCUUUGUCUACGCUUUGUGUGCCCAGCUCAGCCAGGAGUGCGUGCCCAUGGAUUGCUAUGUGUACCUCAAGAUGGUGCUGCUGGCCAGCAUCGUUUCGAUCGAAACGGAGGAGGUGCGUCCACCGAUCUCGCUGUGCAUCAUCGCCACCGACGGCCUGAUGGCCCAGCGCCUGAUGAGCCACGUGGGCCAGCUGGCGCCGCGCUUCCUGGGCGCCCACGACUACGGACUGCAGCCGACUUUUAGUGCCCUGCCCACGCGCUUCAACUGGGUGGUGGCCAGUCCGCUGCUGUUGGCCCAGCAGGGUGUCUACUAUGCCGGCGACUGGACGCGACUGGCCAGGGAGCAGGGCGCCCAGCUGGAGAAGUGCCUCGAGAACGGAGCGGUGCCCGUGCCGCAGCUGCAGAUCGAUCAGCCCCUCGAGGCGGCCGUCUGGACGCACUGGCAGCCCGACAACUCCAGCAAUCAGACGCAGGUCCUGGCCAAAUUGUGCCCGAUCUUUGGCCUGCCCAUUUAUAUGGGCGAUCAGGUGAGCGACAGCCUCUGGAACUUUCUGAUCAACCAGCAUACCGCCGAGGGACAGAAUAUGCCAAACGAUGGCCUCAACAUUCCCGACGAGGACAUGCGCAUGCUCAUCCAUCUGCUGCACCAGCGCAAGAUCAUCUUCAGCGAUAAAGCUCAGCACAUGCUGCAAAAGUACUAUGUGAUCUCCAGAAAGGAGCGACCAACCGUCUUCUCCAGCAAGACGUACAUUGUGAUGAAGCAGUUCGCCGAGUCCUUUGCCAAGCUGGCCUUGCGUUUGGAGGUCCUCGAGUCGGACGUCUGCGUGGCGAUCUUCCACUGCGAGCACUUCGUGCAGCGCAUCUUCGGCGCCAAGGAUCAGCUGGCUCCGCCGGCGGUGGUCACCUUCAGCGUGAUCUCGCGCAUCGAUCCGUAUAUGAAUGAGUUCGCCCGCUGGCUGCUGCAGUAUCUGGAUCGCUACGAGGACGAGGAACUGGGCCUGCAGGCGGCCAAACGGCGACGCACGGACAGCUGGGGAAUGCCCUAAAUUAACUCGCCAUUGAUUUAGCACCACUCUUGGGUUUAUAACCAGCCAAAACAACGCUCUCUGGAACACUUUGAAUACGUUUUGUAGUUUUAUAUAGAAAGAUAGAUGAAUUUACAACAAUUGCGCUUGUAAACAAAAUCGCCCCUGGGGCCGAGACAAUACUACUACCUCCAAUGGAUUCACUAUUUACGUAUCACAAACAGCGCCUCAAAAUGAAACGUUCUAAAUUUGUAAACAUCGAAUUUUCCACACCUUCCACUUGAUUCAUUCGGUAUAUGUUUUGUGUAUAUCGCCUGGCGAUCGCGGAUAGCUCUUAAAGUUCCUAUGCGCGAUAAUCAAGAGCCAUCGUUUCAAUAAUCUUCUAACGGAUUGUUAAUCCCUGUUAAUCAUCAACCAUAUUUUGCUAUCUUUCGGAGGCUUGAAAAAUUUUCAAAAUUGUUUUUGGUACAAAUAUUAAAAUUAAAUGUGUGGCCAGGAGUA
Molecule: messenger RNA, 3423 nt
Organism: Drosophila takahashii
Lineage: Eukaryota; Metazoa; Arthropoda; Insecta; Diptera; Drosophilidae
Source: RefSeq, a predicted model, not a curated record